CUAAAAUAUCUAUAACAUGCUUGAUUUUAUCUUUACUUUCAACUGUGCGCUCGCUUGGAUAGUCGGUCUGUAUACUUUCAUCCACACUAUGUGUAUGAUAACUAGGUGACUCAUCAGGAACUAUCUCAGGCAGCAGCUCGACCUAGCUCAGAGAUACGGUUCUGAUUCUUGGGUCGUCGUAACUGGAGCUACUGGGGGACUCGGUCAACAGUACUGUUCUCAGUUAGCAAAGUGAGGUUUUAACAUUGCGAUGCUUGGUAGAGACAAGCUCAAAUUGCAGGAAGCAGAAAAAGCAUUGCAAACUCAAUACUCAAAGGUGAAGACUAAAGUUGUUUUGGCUGACCUAGGGAAAAAUAUGGAUGCAGACUUCUAUCAACACAUCUGUGAACAAGUAAGUGGACUAGAUAUUUCUAUUUUGGUCAACAAUGCAGCAUGGACAGACUUGUACUCCUUUGAGUGUAUUGCCUUGCAAGAUAACUUGUCUAGAGCUAGGCUCAACAUGGGAGCUCCAGCAUUGCUAUGAAAUCUAUUGAUAAACAAGCUUAUGAGCAGAACACACAGAAGCGCAAUUAUCAAUGUAUCUUCUGUGGGGCAAACUUGUCCAAGUCCAUACACUGGUGAUUACUCUGGAUCUAAAAGGUUUUUGACACUUCUAUCUCUCCACUUGCAUGAUAACUACUCUUCCAAGAUUGAUAUCCAAGAUUUACAGCCAGGAUAUGUGACAACUAACAUUGCGAGGAACUACAAAGGAGCUGAUGCUAUAACUGCAGAAAGAUGUGUCAAAAGUAGCUUGAGAGAUCUUGGUCAAGAGGUAUCUACAAUUCCAGUAAUGGUCCAUAGCUUUAUGGCUCAAUUUAUGCAUUUUGUAUCCAGAUUCAGCAUGCCUUUGUACAAGGCUACAGUUGUGAAAGGAUGUGAAAAAUUCGCUCUUGAGAAUUUUAAGAAAGACUAUCAAUCGAGAUAACCGAAUUAUUUUUCAACCAUAUAUCUUUAAUGCGGG
Moneuplotes crassus is the source of this 1000-nucleotide messenger RNA. The record is from the annotation of a GenBank genome assembly. NCBI's taxonomy places the organism in Eukaryota, Ciliophora, Spirotrichea, Euplotida, Euplotidae.